ACCUAGCUCGAUCAUCAAAAACCCUCCACUCAGUUAUGGCAUUGCAAUUCCGCUCUUUGCUCUUGUGUGUGGUGCUGCUUCUCCUUGGCUUUGCAUUGGCAAAUACCAAUGCUGCCAGGACAGAUCCACCCAUUGUUUGUGCAACUCUCAACAGGACCCAUUUCGAUACUCUUAUUCCAGGGUUCACAUUUGGCGCAGCUACAGCAGCUUACCAAUUAGAAGGUGCUGCAAACAUAGACGGUAGAGGACCAAGCGUAUGGGAUAACUUCACCCAUGAGCAUCCAGAAAAGAUAACUGAUGGUAGCAAUGGAGAUGUUGCUAUUGAUCAAUAUCACCGUUAUAAGGAAGAUGUGGCAAUUAUGAAGGAUAUGGGGUUGGAUGCUUAUAGGUUCUCUAUCUCAUGGUCCAGAUUGUUACCAAAUGGAAAACUAAGUGGUGGAAUUAACAAGAAAGGAAUCGAAUACUACAAUAAUCUCACCAAUGAACUCCUACGCAAUGGUAUAGAGCCAUUAGUGACACUCUUCCACUGGGAUGUUCCCCAAGCCUUAGAAGACGAAUAUGGUGGUUUGUUAAGCCCUCAUAUUGUCGAUGACUUUAAAGCAUACGCAGAUCUUUGUUAUAAGGAAUUUGGCGAUCGAGUAAAGCAUUGGACCACACUUAAUGAGCCAUAUACCAUUAGUAACCAUGGUUACACAAUCGGGAUCCAUGCACCAGGACGAUGCUCUGAUUGGUAUAACCCAAACUGCCUUGGUGGAGAUUCGGGUACUGAACCAUAUUUGGUGACACACAAUCUACUCCUUGCUCAUGCAGCUGCUGUAAAAUUGUACAGGGAAAAAUAUCAGGCAUGUCAAAAUGGUGUCAUAGGAAUAACAGUUGUAUCACAUUGGUUUGAGCCCGCUUCGGAGUCACAACAAGAUAAAGACGCUGCAUUUCAAGCUUUGGAUUUUAUGUAUGGAUGGUUUAUGGACCCAUUGACAAGAGGUGACUACCCGCAGACCAUGCGAUCUAUUCUUGGUGUACGGUUACCGAAUUUUACGGAAGAACAAUCCAAGUCACUGAGUGGGUCAUAUGACUAUAUUGGAGUAAACUACUACUCUGCUAGAUAUGCAAGAGCUUAUCCUAAGGAUUAUUCUGUACCUACACCUCCAAGCUACCUAACAGAUGUUCAUGUUAAUGUUACAACUGAUCUUAAUGGGGUCCCCAUUGGUCCACGGGCUGCUUCAGACUGGUUAUAUGUUUACCCAAAAGGACUUUACGAUCUUGUACUCUACACAAAGGAAAAGUAUAAUGAUCCAAUUAUGUACAUUACUGAGAAUGGCAUGGAUGAGUUCAAUAAUCCCAAAUUAUCACUUGAGCAAGCACUUGAUGAUGCUAAUAGAAUUGACUACUACUAUCGCCACCUCUGUUACCUCCAAGCAGCAAUUAAGGAGGGUGCUAAUGUGCAGGGAUACUUUGCAUGGUCUUUGCUAGACAACUUUGAAUGGAGCGAAGGAUAUACUGUUCGAUUUGGUAUUAACUAUAUUGAUUACGACAAUGGACUGGAAAGACACUCAAAACUAUCGACGCACUGGUUCAAAAGUUUUCUCAAGAGAUCCUCAAUUAGUAAGAAGAAAAUCCGAAGAUGUGGGAACAAUAAUGGUAGGGCUACCAAAUUUGUGUAUCAAAUUUGAAUCCCAAGGAUGGAUAAAGUACAAUGGCUCCUCCAUAGUGGUUGUGCGAGUUGUUUUUCAUGUUUUAACUUUUUGUUUGACUUUUUCUGAGUUGGAAUAAGUUGCAACAACUCAUUAUGAGUUAGUUGUCUUUCUUUGUGAGGGUUUAGUUUUAAUUUUAAUUUAUGUUGUUGAUGUGCCUCGUUUAUCCAAGUUUGUUGACUUUAUGCGGUGGAGGUGCUUUGGCCGGUUGUGGAUAUGGUUGGAGGGAUACCUUAUUGUCUAGAUGUUGUUGAUGUAUCCUUCAUGUGUUUGUAUUAGUCCUUGUGAUCAGUGCCCUUUACGGCUAAAUUAUAAAUGUAAUUUCUUCUAAAUAUAAACGUUAUAAAUAAAAAUAAAAACUAAAAUAAA
Messenger RNA from Prunus mume (Japanese apricot), 2060 nucleotides. Its product is annotated as beta-glucosidase 12-like. Lineage: Eukaryota; Viridiplantae; Streptophyta; Magnoliopsida; Rosales; Rosaceae. Gene Ontology annotation, molecular function: beta-glucosidase activity. Gene Ontology annotation, biological process: carbohydrate metabolic process. The record is from RefSeq and is a predicted model, not a curated record.